This is a messenger RNA of Camelina sativa (false flax), 576 nucleotides long. The record is from RefSeq and is a predicted model, not a curated record. NCBI's taxonomy places the organism in Eukaryota, Viridiplantae, Streptophyta, Magnoliopsida, Brassicales, Brassicaceae.
AUGGACUCGGGCACACUUGCUGCGGUAUACUCGGGAGUGGUUUGUUCUGGUAUGGCGUAUUACAUACAAAGCAUUGUGAUUAGGGAACGAGGCCCGGUUUUUACGACCUCGUUCAGCCCUAUGUGCAUGAUCAUCACUGCCUUCCUUGGCGUGCUAGUUUUGGCUGAAAAGAUCCACCUCGGAAGUAUAAUCGGGGCGAUUUUCAUCGUGUUUGGGCUAUAUUGCGUCGUGUGGGGAAAAGCUAAGGACGAAGUGAUUUCGGUUGAGGAGAAAACAGGAUUGCAGGAGCUGCCAAUCACCAACAUCUCCACAAAGACAGAGGGUAUUGGUGGUAUUCCCAUUGCAGUAGACAAAGGUGUGGCUAACAAUACCUAAACAAAAAGACAUUGCUCUCAAAUUUUGGAAGACCAAAUUUCCAAGAAGGGAAAUUUGUUUUAUCUUACUUGUUUGUUUUAUGUUGUUUACAUUUUUAAGCUGUCUUGUGGUAAUUAUUAGAUUCAACUAUAUAUAAAAAAAUGUUGUAUAUUUUCUGUAGUUGUGUAAUCAAGGAAAUGGAAGAAAUCUUAAUUUGGUAAA